Molecule: messenger RNA, 936 nt
Organism: Oncorhynchus keta (chum salmon)
Lineage: Eukaryota; Metazoa; Chordata; Actinopteri; Salmoniformes; Salmonidae
Product: bromodomain-containing protein 8-like
Exons: 6
Coding region: 280-864 (194 amino acids)
Source: RefSeq, a predicted model, not a curated record
CUGUAUCUCAUUACCUGUAUCUAUUUGUGUUUUUCGGGGGGGGGGGAUGACUUUCUGUGCCUGUCAGGAAGAAGAAACAGGAAGAGGAGGAGGCAGACGUGAAAAGAAAGGCCAUAGAUACAGCCUAUCUAGCCAGACAGGCGGUGAAGAACACCCCUAAACGAGCACUCUCCCCCGGGGUGCGGCUCGCCAAGUCUCGAGUUCUGCCAAGGGGACAUACCCCAGAGCACACCCGAGGACCCCAGCACCUCAGUGACUACCCCAGAAGCAGCAGGGUUCAUGCCCCUGACUGAGGCCUGUGGGAUGGUUGGUGCAGAGUCAGGCCUGGGCACUCUUCUGGAUGACUCCCCACAAAAGAAGCUCAUGGGCCAGAAAGCCACGCCACCACCAUCCCCUCUCCUCUCUGAGCUACUGAAGAAAGGCAGUUUCAUACCCACAAGCCCCAGACUGGUUGGAGAUGGUGACCUGCCUGGUAAUAUGACAAUAGCACAUGACCUACAGCUCACAGGCUCCAUUCUCCCUGGCUGUCUAGCAACAGGCAGGGAUGAGGUGGAGGCCUCCCCGUCUGGCCCAGAGGAGGGGACAGAAGAGGGCCUAGUGGCGGUGCCCUACAUGGGAGAUGAAUUGGACCUGGAGACAGUGGGGGACAUCAUCGCCAUCAUUGAGGAUAAGGGUGAUGAGAAUGCAGAAGCUUCGGAUGCGGCUGCAGUGGAGGCCGCUCUGUCCCUGUGUGAGGAGACGUCCUGUCUGGCCCCCCCUGGGAGCCCGGGCCCUUCAAGCCUCCUGAGUCUAACCCUGCCAACCCCACACGGGCCCCACAAGCCUCCUCCUACUCCUCCCCCCUCCACGGCAGUCUGGAGGUGAAGAGGGAGAGCCUGGAGACACGGGGUGGGGCCUCUGCAUGUGACAGCCUGAACAGCUGUACCUCAGGGUACA